Messenger RNA from Brassica rapa (field mustard), 2635 nucleotides. RefSeq names its product protein MICRORCHIDIA 7. NCBI's taxonomy places the organism in Eukaryota, Viridiplantae, Streptophyta, Magnoliopsida, Brassicales, Brassicaceae. The record is from RefSeq and is a predicted model, not a curated record. Gene Ontology annotation, molecular function: ATP hydrolysis activity. Gene Ontology annotation, cellular component: nucleus.
GAGCCGACAAAAGAAGAACCAAAAGUAAAAGAAAGAGUCACGUGAAGUUAAAAACCCUUUUCUUACAGUUCACCCGCCGUCUCCUCAUAAACUCCACUCUCCGCUUGCCGCGUUCGCUCUUGCCCGUCCGGUGACACGCAAAACGAGGAGCACAAGCUCUCCUGCUUCGUCUUCGACUUCGUUCUACCUCCUCUUAGUUCUCUUCUCAAACUCUUUCAUCAUCUUCGUGUUCAGUUCCUAUUAAUGGAUAACGAUGCGAAGCAAGAGAAUCUACAAACUUCCACUCCUCCUCCUCCUCCAGCUGGCUUUCCAGUAGAAGAAACCGUAACUCUAAUCGAUCUAUGCAGCGGCGAGGACGACUCCGACUUGGUGGAGCAAGAUGUACAACGAAGGUAUAAUUCUGGAGGAGCCAAGAGGCCACGCGGUUCAUCUGCAUCAGACAUGAACAAUGCGAAGAAGCCAACGGCUGAUGAGCUAAAGUUCGUGCAUCCGGAAGGAUUCGGCCAACCAAUCCCUCCGCCACCACAUGUGACUCAUACUAUUCCGGCGGAUCCGUGCAAUGUCUUCACGACGGAGGCGUCGUCCGGCAGAGUUGGCAGUUGUAAGCAGUUUUGGAAAGCUGGAGACUAUGAAGGAGCGCCUGGUGGUAACUGGGAUCUUUCUUCAGGUGGCUUUGAUCAUGUAAGAGUCCAUCCCAAGUUCUUACAUUCUAAUGCUACCAGUCACAAAUGGGCUCUUGGAGCAUUUGCAGAGCUUUUGGACAAUGCUUUGGAUGAGGUUGCUAGUGGAGCUACUUAUGUUAACGUAGACAUGCUCGAAAACAAGAAAGAAGGAAACAGAAUGUUAUUAAUUGAAGAUAAUGGAGGUGGGAUGAAUCCUGAGAAAAUGAGACAGUGCAUGUCUCUAGGAUACUCUGCCAAAAGCAAACUUGCAAACACCAUUGGACAAUAUGGAAAUGGUUUUAAGACUAGUACAAUGAGACUCGGAGCUGAUGUCAUUGUGUUCUCGCGCUGCCUUGGAAAAGAUGGAAAGAGCUCUACGCAGAGCAUAGGGCUCCUAUCAUAUACGUUUCUUAGAAGCACGGGAAAGGAGGACAUCGUUGUACCAAUGCUUGACUACGAAAGAAGAGACACUGAAUGGAGUAAAAUAGUCCGGUCUUCUCUCAGUGAUUGGGAUAAGAAUGUGAAAACAAUCAUUCAAUGGUCGCCAUUCUCUAGUGAAGAUGAUCUUCUUCGUCAGUUUGCUCUAAUGAACGAGCAUGGCACACGGAUAAUCAUAUAUAACCUGUGGGAAGAUGACCAAGGGAUGUUAGAGCUUGAUUUUGAUGCCGAUCCACAUGAUAUCCAACUUAGAGGUGUCAAUAGGGAUGAGAAAAACAUCAAAAUGGGUGCUCAGUUUCCUAAUUCUAGGCACUUCCUAACCUACAAACACUCACUAAGGAGUUAUGCAUCAAUCCUCUACCUAAGAAUUCCACCUAGUUUUCGUAUCAUACUACGAGGACGUGAUGUUGAGCACCACAACGUAGUGAACGAUAUGAUGCAGACUGAGCAGAUCACUUAUCGUCCUCAGUAUGGUGCCGAUUCAUAUGUUAAGGAUUCAAACAUGUCUGCCGUAGUAGUUCUCGGAUUCGUGAAAGACGCAAAACAUCAUGUUGAUGUCCAAGGCUUUAAUGUCUAUCACAAAAAUCGACUCAUCAAGCCAUUUUGGAGGAUAUGGAAUGCAACAGGAAGUGAUGGUCGUGGAGUCAUAGGUGUGCUGGAAGCUAAUUUUGUUGAGCCUGCUCAUGAUAAGCAAGGGUUUGAGCGUACAACAGUUCUCUCUAGGCUCGAAACACGGCUAAUUCAAAUGCAGAAGAUUUAUUGGAACACCAACUGUCACAAAAUUGGCUAUGCUCCCAGGCGACACCCAAAGGCUGGAAACGAUUAUGGUCACACAAACACAUCACCAGAAAAUGAUCAUGAGGAAUAUAGUCCAUCAGGCUUUAAAACUCGAGCUUCUGACAAGUUCUACUCAAGUUCAUAUCCGAAUCAUAGAGGGGACAACGGUGGGUCAGGGAAUGACAGUUCACUGUAUUUGCAAGAGGAGCUGCGCCGUGAGAGAGAGCGCAGCAAGGCUCUUGAAGCUGAGGUUGAAUUAGCAAGGCAGAAAAUAGAAGAAAUGAGCAAAGAGCAAGAGAAUCUAAUCGCAAUAUUCACAGAGGAAAGAGACAGACGUGAUGUAGAGGAAGAAAGUCUGAGAAAUAAGCUAGAGGAGGCGUCAAACACUAUCGAAGAGUUGUUGAAUAAGAUUAAAAUGCUGGAGGGAUCUAAAGGCCCGAGCUGGAGACGUUAGACAUUGAACUUGCAUAUAUAAUUGGAAGUUAAAAUUAUCCAAAAAGGUAUCUCUGUUUGAUUUAUGGCUCGACCUGCAUGGGGGUUGAAUGAAAUGUUGUAGAUUAGUGUAAGUGUUUGGCCUUUGAUUGUUUUUUUUUCUCAUUUUUUAAAUUUACAAACUGGCCAAUCUCUUAGCUGUAGCAGAAGCCAGUUGUCAUGUCUGUACCAUUAGUGAUUUCCAUGUAAAAAACGACCAGAAUAAGUAAGAAUUUGUGCUGACUUGGUAGGAGAUCUAUAAUGAAAUUUAAUUUCUCAUACCAUUA